UUCCUAUAUACUCCGUAUAUACUCAAAAUCAAAAAUACUCCGUGUAAACGUAUCGUGAGUCAUUAAAUGGUUUUAUAGAACUUUUAUACUCCGGCGAUUAUCUCCGCCCUGAACCACCAAUGGCCACCGUAAUCCAUCUGCCACUACUCAUUUUUCUCACAUUAAAUCUCUUAAUUAAUGCCAAGCUAAACCUCGACCCCAACGACCACAACGCUCUUUCCGCAGUUUUCGUGAACUUGGGUGUCUCCGGCAAGCUCCAGCCACCGACAAAUUUUUGCACCGCAGCCGGAAUUUUUUGUGAAAGGAGAACUUCAAAUAAUUCUUACACCUUUAAAGUCACUGGAAUGGUGUUGAAAAGUCAACGCCGGAAAGGGUCUCUGUCGCCGGAGAUUGGGAAGUUGUUGGAACUUAAUGUUAUUGAUUUAAGUAACAAUGAAUUUUCCGGCGAAGUCCCGACGGAAUUAUGUUAUCUUUUCCGGCUAAGGAUACUUGAUCUUUCUAAUAAUAGAUUUUCCGGCGAGUUGGGUUUUUUAAAAUAUUUUCCAAACCUUGAAAAACUAUCACUUGAGAAUAAUAUGUUCACCGGAAAAGUACCCAUUUCGUUACGUUCGUUUCGGAAUCUUCGGUUUUUUAAUGUCUCCGGGAAUAGUUUAUUGGAUGGUCCAUUGCCGGAAUUACGACGACUAGAAUAUGUGGCGCCGGAGGUGAAAAAGUAUAGCUAUGGACGAUAUAAAUUUAUUGAAUCGACGAAUUCAACGAAUUCAAAAAAUGGGAAUUCUCAAUUCCCGGCGACAUCACCGGCGCCGGCACCGGCUGAGGGACGGAGUGUUAAACAUAAAAAGAGUAAUAAAAAGAAAAUAUUGGGGUGGGUUCUUGGGUUUUUGGGUGGGUCAUUUGGUGGGAUUUUAUCUGCACUCAUAUUUUCGGUUUUGUUUAAAAUGUGUUUGAUUAUGAUCAAAGGGAGUGGAGAUCCAUCUGGACCAUCGAUUUUCAGUCAAUCGAUAACUGCGGAGGAGCUCGCGUUUUUGGAGGACGACGAGGCGAUUAGGGCAUUACAAGUGAUAGGAAGAGGUGGUUGUGGAGAAGUAUACAAAACCGACUUGCCUGAAGGAAAGAUUAAGACUAUUGCGAUUAAACAAGUCAUACAACCAUCAAAAGACGCGGCCGAGCUCACAUUAGAGGACACGAAAACGCUCAACAAAAAAAUGCGUCAAAUUCGGUCAGAAAUCCAAACGGUUGGUCAGAUUCGCCAUAGGAAUCUCCUAUCAUUACUUGCUCAUGUGUCGCGGCCGACUUGUCAUUACCUUGUAUAUGAGUAUAUGAAAAACGGUAGCUUGCAAGACAUUUUGCAACAAGUACAAGAUGGUAGACGAGAACUAGAUUGGCUUGCGAGAUACAAGAUUGCAAUUGGGGUUGCAACCGGGCUUGAGUAUCUCCACAUGAAUCACACGCCCCGUAUAGUCCACCGAGACUUAAAGCCUGCAAAUGUACUCCUUGAUGAUGACAUGGAGGCCCGAAUUGCUGAUUUUGGGCUGGCAAAAUCAAUCCCAGACGCUGAAACACAUAUGACAAGUUCCAAUGUUGCAGGUACAUUAGGAUACAUUGCGCCCGAGUAUCAUCAAACCAUGAAAUUUACGGACAAAUGUGACAUCUAUAGUUUUGGCGUGGUACUCGGCGUGUUGGUUGUGGGAAGACUUCCUUCUGACGACUUCUUUCAACACACUUCAGAAGUAAGUCUCGUUAAAUGGAUGAGAAAGGUUAUGACAUCUGAUGACCCGAAAGAAGCAAUUGACCCGAGCCUUUUAGGAAAUGGGUAUCAAGAACAGAUGCUUCUUGUUCUUAAGAUUGCUUGUUUUUGUACGCUUGAUAAUCCAAAAGAGAGGCCAAAUAGUAAGGAUUGUAGGAUCAUGUUGGCUCAAAUCGAGCACUGAAUAUACUCAUAAUAAGAAUGCAAGUUUGUGAUUUCAUUUA
Molecule: messenger RNA, 1971 nt
Organism: Erigeron canadensis
Lineage: Eukaryota; Viridiplantae; Streptophyta; Magnoliopsida; Asterales; Asteraceae
Product: leucine-rich repeat receptor-like serine/threonine/tyrosine-protein kinase SOBIR1
Exons: 1
Coding region: 120-1931 (603 amino acids)
Biological process (GO): protein phosphorylation
Molecular function (GO): protein kinase activity; ATP binding; protein binding
Source: RefSeq, a predicted model, not a curated record